CCUUGUUAUAGUAUUGAUAAAAGAUUGAAAUUAUGAUAAAAGAUUGAAAUUACAAACCGUGCUAAUAAAUCAAAUGAAACAAGAUGUUGGCUCAGAUUACAAGAUAUCGGAGCAGGAGGGGGGGUGUUUAAAAGCAUGCGUUACAAAGUGAAAGCUAUGAGUUUUCUGUUAUCAUGUUCGCAUCCACCCUGAUCUUACCCACAGGUGAUGUGGACUUAAUAGCGCACCGUUGAACGCGUGGGAGAGACUCGUAGCCUAUCUGAUUACAGCCGACUUCAUCCGGUAAAAAGGCAUUCUUGUGUGAGACUGCAGUUAUUUCAACUUCUUGAGGAGCAGGAAUGGAUACAGCGCGGGCAAACAGGGCGCAUAUUAUCUGGACAUCGAUAGCUUUGGGCUUUAUUUUAAUCGCGUCGUGCUUGACGUAUGUCUUCAUGUCGAAGGUGUCUGGUUGCAGAAUUAGCAUCGUGAAUGGCUCUAUAAUAGAAAGUAUGUUCUCUAGAAAGUAUGAUCAUCCAAUCUCUCAGGAACACUGGCUUUUGAAAGCUCGGGGUUACAAUCAGACAAAUGAUUACUUGAUCUGGGAGGAUGAGUGGCACGGAUACAGGAAUAAGAAUGAGAGUGUUCUGGACCACACCAAGAUGUCGAUGAUCGUUCGAGAGAAAGGGGUCUACCUGGUCUACAUACAAGUUAACUUUCAACUGGACCCACAGAAGAUCACCGACUCUACUGUAGAACUCAAGAUUUUAGUGUAUUUCACUUCUGAUGGGGAGGAGCAGCUAUUUGCAGCCGCACAAGACACUCAGGUGGUGAUUGACUCCGAUCUUCAGGACGCCAAGCUCAACACUUUCCUUCUGAUGAAGAUGCAGCCAAAAAGCCAGUUAUCAGUGAGAGUAUUUCCGAGUGAAUUUGUAAACUGCAAACCACAACCCUUUUCCAGCUUCAUCACUAUCAUAAAAUGGGCAGACAACUGGUAGAUUGUUGCAGAAGCUAUUGGCUUUCCAGGUGCAAACCAGAUCCAUGUCCAGUUUUUACAAUGGCGGUUGUUCUUAUAUUCUUGUUAGCUUUAAAUGUGACAUUUCGGAAGAAUGCGGUCUCAAGAUCAGCUGCUAGAACACCUGAGAUUUUCCAGCUGUUGUACUAGGAAAUGCUCGCUGACAUUAACAAGGAUUGCGUGGGGGGUUGUGAUACUUUCUUGGUGUUUUUCUUCUUCCUUUCGAAAUAUGAAGAUCACAUCUCAUGAUCUUCUCAGAAGCAUGACACAUUUUCCUCUCAACAGAUAUAUGAGUUAGGUUUGUUUUGUUUCAGUUUUUUUAUGAGUCAAGAUGAAAAAGGGCACGAUAUACUGUUAAUGAGCAUUGACUUUGAAGAUUUUCAUGUAUUACGUACAUAAAACAUGUCAUAAGUGCCUGCAAAACAAACACAUUUUUUACUAAACAACAGUAAGUUAAUUUGGAGCAAGUGGGUAUUUUUUCAGUGAAAUGCAUCUUCCUGUAAAUAUAAUCGUAGUUUUUAAUCAUCGACAGCUGAAUGUAAAAACCUCAUAACGACCUAUCUUUUUCUAGUAUCAGUGCUUGAUAUAAAUGAUGAUUGUAUCAAAAGCUAGCAAUAUUUUAUUGUAUAAAUAUGUGCCAGCAUUUUUCAAAGUUCUUGAAAUGUGGAGCCAGUUUUAUCUAUAAGCAGAUUUCUCCAGCCAAAGAAGCAUUUAUUUGUUCAUACACGGAAGUCAUGGAAUUUAUAUUUCUUAUGGAGGUGACUAGGGGUGGGGGGGGGGUUCUACAUAAAAAAAUACCACUAGUUACACUAAUCCAAUCAGUCAAACAUGCCAUUUGAAUCUGAACCACAUCAGCUGUUUUAAUAAGUGUUUUUCUUUUCCAGCGAGUGGGAAAGUUUCUUUUUCAAAACCAGUAUUUUUUUUCAAUCAGGAAAAUACCAUUUAUGAUGAUGCAUACUUUUUUG
Carassius auratus (goldfish) is the source of this 1956-nucleotide messenger RNA. RefSeq lists its product as uncharacterized. The transcript is spliced from 4 exons. Gene Ontology annotation, cellular component: membrane. Gene Ontology annotation, molecular function: tumor necrosis factor receptor binding. NCBI's taxonomy places the organism in Eukaryota, Metazoa, Chordata, Actinopteri, Cypriniformes, Cyprinidae. Gene Ontology annotation, biological process: immune response. Bases 339 to 974 code for a protein of 211 amino acids. The record is from RefSeq and is a predicted model, not a curated record.